UUGACAGCCAAUCGCGGCGGGGCGGGGCGGGGCUCCGUGACGUCAGGGGGGGUGGAAGAAGACGACGGCAGAGCAGGAAUCAAAACAAGAGACGGACACGCCUUCGCGCUUAAAGGUUAUCGCUGCUUGUUCGCUCGGCAAAGUGCUGCUGCUGUCAGAGCUGCACGAAAAAGAAACCCCCUGUGUCGUCCACGAGGGGACCGACAGCAACACAGGGAGGAAAAAACUGCUGCAAAUUAAAGAAAACCAUUUUUUUAAAACACCCCAGCAGAGCCCGCUGCACCAAUGGAGUCCACAGAAAUGUCAGACAGCAGCUAAGAGAGGGUCGAACAUAAACACACACACCACCACCAACAACAACAACAACAACAAAAUGCCCAACCAGAAGAACAACAAGGGGAAGAGAAGCAAACGCACCAACAGCAGCGGGGAUGAGCAGGAAAAUGGAGCCUGUGCGGCCGCAACAGGAGGCGCGGCCGCACAGGCGUCUUCGGCGGCGGCGGCGACGUCUUCUUCUUCGUCGUCGUCUUCUUCUUCGGCGACCGCCGCUGCCGCCGCCGCACCGAGGAGCGAGCGCUCGAGCGAGGUCCAGUGUGCGACCCCCCUCGGCUGCAGCCUCGGCCGGGCCAUCGACCUGGACAAGGACGACUACCAGCGGGUGCUCUGCAACAACGAGCUCUGCCCGUACGGCAACUGGAUGCACCUGCAGUGCUUCUACGAGUGGGAGAGCUCCAUCCUCGUCCAGUUCAACUGCAUCGGCCGCGCGCGCUCCUGGAACGAGAAGCAGUGCCGGCAGAACAUGUGGACCAAGAAGGGCUACGACCUGGCCUUCCGGUUCUGCUCCUGCCGCUGUGGCCAGGGCCACCUGAAGAAGGACACCGACUGGUACCAGGUGAAGCGCAUGCAGGACGAGCGCAAGAAGAAGCCGUCGGAGAGGAGCGCGGGCAGGACGGGGGCGAGCGGAGGCGCUGUGGGGCCAGGGGACGGGCCCUUUGAGGAGCCUAAGAAAUGUAAGCCACCCGGAGGAGCGGUGGGAGGAGGUAAACAACCGCACAGGGCCUCUAGUCAGGAGUUACCUCGUAGACUAUCGUUAGACCGACAGAACUCUACAGAGAGAGGAGCAGUGGCGGGAGGAGGACAUGCUGCAGGGGGACUCUUUCCUCUGGGACUUCCUCUGAAAUCUCCCUGCGACUCCCCGGGACAAUCUCCGCCGGCCAGCUUCUCCCUCUCCCCCACUGCUGCUCCGGGAUCGGGGGGCGGAGGAGCAGUUCUGCGGGGUUCCCGUCAGCUGGGCGAGUUCCUAAAAUCGGCCGUCCACAUGGACCCGCAGAGGAAACACCUUCUGGUCGGGGGAGCCCUCGGCAGGGGCGGAGGCUGCUCGCUGGGAGCCUCCGGCGGCGGGGCCGGCGGUCAUCACCUCGACCCGGGGUCGGUUAUUCCCCUGCCGCUGACCUUUGCCCUCCCGCUGCACCACCGCCUCAACGCGGGCAGCGUGGGCGACGGCCCCCACCCUCACCCGGUCCAGUUCCUGAGGAGGCUGGACCUCUCGGAGCUCCUCACCCACAUUCCUCGACAUAAACUCAACACCUACCACGUCCGCAUGGAGGACGAUGCCCAGGCCGGCCAGGGGGAGGAGCUGCGCAGGUUCAUCCUGUCGGCCCUCAGUGCGAGCCAGAGGAACGUGGUCAACUGUGCGCUGUGCCACCGGGCGCUGCCCGUGUUCGAGCAGUUCCCCCUGGUGGACGGCACGCUGUUCCUCAGCCCCUCGCGCCACGACGAGAUCGAGUACGACGUCCCCUGUCACCUGCAAGGCAGGUUAAUGCACCUGUACGCCAUCUGUGUGGACUGUCUAGAGGGCGUCCACAAGAUCGUCUGCAUCAAGUGCAAGUCGCGCUGGGACGGGAGCUGGCACCAGCUGGGCACCAUGUACACCUACGACAUACUGGCCGCUUCGCCGUGUUGCCAGGCUCGUCUCAACUGUAAGCACUGCGGGAAGCCGGUGGUGGACGUCCGAGUCGGAAUGCAGUAUUUCUCCGAGUACAGCAACGUCCAGCAGUGUCCCCACUGUGGCAACCUGGACUAUCACUUUGUCAAACCCUUCUCCUCCUACAAAGUACUCGAGGCUUAUUGACACACGUUGUCCGUGCAUGCUAGUUAUGCUGCUUCUGUUCUCAUUGUUCUUUUUCUAACGCAAUCUAGGAAAGAUUUUAUUUUUUGGGCCUUAAAGGUGGUUUUAUGUUUUUAAGUUUUCUCGUACAUAUUUCAUGUAUAGGAAAAGUAUGAGUCUAGUUUAAAAAAAAAAAAAACUUAAAAAAAAAAUAAAGUUCCAGGACUGUAUCUCUGCCGUUUGAGAAAGGUGUUGAUGAAAGUGGAACUGACCGCUUAAAAGUCGAGCAAACACGUUUAUCUAUGACAAGUGAAUGUAUCUGUACGCCAAAUUUGCUUUUAUUUUGAUUUUUAAAAAAGGAAAAAAAAAAAACAACCAAAAAAUAUAAAGAUGAAUCUUGAAUAAAGCAGAGAAAGAUA
Scophthalmus maximus (turbot) is the source of this 2526-nucleotide messenger RNA. RefSeq names its product hdc homolog, cell cycle regulator (gene heca). The record is from RefSeq and is a predicted model, not a curated record. NCBI's taxonomy places the organism in Eukaryota, Metazoa, Chordata, Actinopteri, Pleuronectiformes, Scophthalmidae. The transcript has 5 exons. Bases 374 to 2131 code for a protein of 585 amino acids.